Messenger RNA from Vicia faba (fava bean), 3765 nucleotides. The record is from the annotation of a GenBank genome assembly. Lineage: Eukaryota; Viridiplantae; Streptophyta; Magnoliopsida; Fabales; Fabaceae.
AUGGCAACAGCAACAAUGAAAACAUUACCAACACUUUCACUUCUUUUGUGUUUUUUCUCUUCUGUUCUUUCUAGUGAAAAUGAGAUCAUCACUAAAAAAGUACUUUUGGAGGUUAAGUCUUCUUUUCUGACUGACCCUGAAAAUGUUUUAGGAACUUGGUCGGAAGAAAACACUGAUUAUUGUACUUGGAGAGGUGUUUCAUGUGACUUGUUGCAUGUUGUGGUUGGACUCAACUUGUCUGACUCGAAACUCACUGGGUCAGUUUCAUCUUCACUCGGCCUUUUACAAAACCUACUCCACCUUGAUCUUUCAGCUAAUCAUCUUGUGGGUCCCAUUCCACCUUCUCUCUCAAAUCUCACUAAAUUAGAAUCUUUGCUUCUUUAUUCAAACCAACUCGCUGGUCAGAUUCCAAACGAGUUGGGUUUGUUAGUGAGUCUCCGAGUUUUGCGAAUCGGGGAUAAUAAACUCACUGGCGAAAUUCCAUCUUCUUUGGGGAAUCUUGUAAACCUUGUUGUCCUUGGUUUAGCUUCAUGCAAACUCACCGGUUCGAUUCCGCAUCAACUUGGUCGACUCACUGAGUUGAACAAUUUGAUCUUGCAAGACAACGAGUUAACAGGCCCGAUUCCAUCCGAGUUAGGAAACUGCUCAAGCCUCAUCUGCUUCACUGCUUCUGACAACAAACUCAACGGCACAAUCCCGAGUCAACUGGGUCAGCUCAGAAGCCUCCAGAUUCUCAACCUUGCAAACAAUUCCUUAACUGGGGAGAUUCCGAGUCAACUCGGUCAAUUGAACGAGCUUAAUUAUCUAAGUUUAACGGAAAACAAGCUCGAGGGUUACAUUCCACCGUCUUUAUCUCAAAUGGGUAGCCUUCAAAAUCUUGACUUGUCAAAGAACAAACUCAGUGGAGGAAUUCCAGAAGAAUUUGGUAACAUGCAUCGGUUGAAAUUCUUAGUUCUUUUCGAAAACCCUUUAAGUGGAAAAAUUCCAAAAACUUUAUGUUCCAAUGCAACAAAUUUGGAGCAUUUAUUGAUUUCAAUGAGUGAACUUUAUGGUGAGAUUCCAUCUGAAUUGAGUCAAUGCAAGUCAUUGAAGCAAAUUGAUUUAUCCAACAAUUUUCUCAAUGGAACAAUUCCUCUUGAGAUUUAUGGUUUGGUGAACAUAACAGAUCUUUUGCUUCACAACAAUAGUUUAAUUGGUUCGGUUUCAUCUUUCAUAGGGAACUUAACAAACUUGAAAACACUUGCAUUGUAUCAUAACAAGUUGCAUGGUGCUUUGCCUAAGGAGAUUGGGAUGCUUGGAAAGAUGGAGAUUUUGUAUCUUUAUGAUAAUCAGUUUUCGGGGAAUAUACCCAAUGAGAUUGGUAAUUGCUCAAAUUUGAAAAUGGUUGAUUUCUUUGGUAACCGUUUUGGUGGAAGAAUUCCAAUUACGAUUGGAAGAUUGAAAGAAUUGAGUUUUCUUCACAUUAGACAGAACGAGCUUGUUGGUGAGAUUCCGGCUACGCUUGGGAACUGUCAUAAACUGAAUGUGCUUGAUUUGGCAGAUAAUAACCUCUCUGGUGGAAUUCCUGCGACAUUCGGGUACUUGAAAGAUUUGCAGCAGUUCAUGCUUUACAACAACUCUCUUGAAGGUGGUAUUCCUCGUCAAAUGGCAAAUGUAGCAAACUUGACAAGAGUUAAUCUCUCGAAGAACAGAUUGAAUGGAAGUUUAGCUCCAUUGUGCAGCUCUAGAGGUUUUCUUUCUUUUGAUGUUACAGGUAAUGAAUUUGAUGGUGAAAUUCCUUCAAACUUGGGUAACUCUAUGUCACUUAAGAGGCUAAGAUUAGGAGGUAACAGGUUUUCUGGUGAAAUUCCGAGGACAUUGGGAAAAAUCGUUGAUCUGUCUUUGUUAGAUCUCUCGGAGAAUUCACUCACAGGGCCGAUACCAGGUGAACUAUCUCUGUGUAAUAAACUGUCCUCUGUUGAUUUAAGCAAUAACCUUCUUGUUGGACAUGUACCGUCGUGGCUUGGUAAUUUGCCUAGUUUAGGAAAGCUUAAUCUUGCAUUUAAUCAAUUUUCCGGGCCUUUUCCACUAGGCCUAUUCAAAUUACCGACGUUGUUGGUUCUUUCUUUAAAUAACAAUUCUCUUAAUGGAAGUCUCCCUGAUGGUAUCGGCGAUCUCAAAUCGCUUAAUGUCCUUAGACUUGAUCGUAAUAAUUUUUCUGGACCAAUCCCUCGUGCCAUAGGGAAGUUGGGAAAUCUUUAUGAGCUCAAUCUAUCCAGAAAUGUCUUUUGUAGUGACAUACCAAAUGAGAUUGGAAAUCUUCAAAAUCUCCAAAUUGCUUUGGAUUUGAGUAACAAUAAUCUCUCGGGUCAGCUUCCUUCUUCUCUCGGUACGUUAUCAAAAUUAGAAGCACUUGAUUUGUCUCACAACAAACUCACAGGCGAAGUUCCUCCGAACAUUGGUGAAAUGAUUAGCUUGGAUAAGCUUGAUAUCUCUUAUAAUGAUUUUCAAGGUGCAUUGGGUAAGCGAUUCUCACGCUGGCCGUAUGAGGCUUUUGCAGGGAACUUUCAUCUCUGUGGAGCCUCUUUCCGUAGCUGCAACCGCGGUGGUGCUUCCCCAAAUAAGCUAGCAGGGUUAAGUGAGACAGCUGUGAUCAUAAUCUCCGCGAUUUCAACACUAGCUGCAAUUGUGAUAUUUAUUCUUGCAGUGAAAAUCUUCUUGAGAAAUAGGCAAUAUUUUUGGAACAAAGAUAGCGAAUUAGCCGGUGUUUUCUCUUCUUCUACGUCACAAGCAAAGAAACGGCUGUUGUUCCCUGUAAGUACAGCUGGAAAACGAGAUUUCAGGUGGGAAGACAUCAUGGCUGCUACAAACAAUUUGAGCGAAGAAUUCAUAAUCGGUUCAGGAGCUUCUGGAACUGUCUACAGAGUUGAAUUACCUACUGGCGAAACUGUGGCUGUCAAGAAGAUUUCAUUGAAAGACGAAUAUCUGUUGCAUAAAAGCUUCAUAAGAGAAAUAAAGACUUUGGGCAGGAUUAAGCAUCGACACUUGGUGAAACUGGUUGGUUGUUGUAGCAAUAGAAACAAAGGAAAUGGUUGUAAUCUGUUGAUAUACGAGUACAUGGAAAACGGAAGCGUUUGGGAUUGGUUACAUGGAAAUGCACUAAAGUUAAAGAGAAACCUUGAUUGGGAAACAAGGUUCAAAAUCGCUUUAGGGUUAGCUCAAGGGAUGGAGUAUCUUCAUCAUGAUUGCGUGCCAAUGCUCAUUCACAGGGACAUCAAAUCCAGCAAUAUAUUGUUAGAUUCUAACAUGGAUGCACACUUGGGAGAUUUCGGAUUAGCAAAAGCACUCAUAGAGAAUCAUGAUACUAAUACCGAAUCUACUUGUUUUGCAGGUUCUUAUGGUUACAUAGCUCCAGAGUUUGGAUACUCGUUAAAGGCGACAGAGAAAAGCGAUGUUUACAGCAUGGGAAUUGUGCUUAUGGAACUUGUGAGCGGCAAAAAGCCAACAGAUGAAGCUUUUAGAACAGGUAUAGACAUGGUGAGAUGGGUGGAGAGGCACGUCGACUCGAAAGGGACCGAGCGCGAUGAACUAAUAGAUCCCGAACUAAAACCGCUUUUACCUAUUGAAGAGUUUGCAGCAUUUCAAGUGCUUGAGAUAGCUUUACAAUGCACCAAAACUGCACCAAUGGAUAGACCAACAUCGAGGCACGUUUGUGAUCUUCUUCAACAUGUGUCCAAGAACAAAAAAGUGGAGUUUAAGAAGAUGGAUUUGGAUACUUACAACUGA